This is a messenger RNA of Diabrotica balteata, 378 nucleotides long. The record is from the annotation of a GenBank genome assembly. Lineage: Eukaryota; Metazoa; Arthropoda; Insecta; Coleoptera; Chrysomelidae.
AUGUACAAACUGUUUAUGAGAGUAAUAACUAACAGGUUUACGUCAAAGCUCGAUAGCUACCAACCGGAAGAGCAGUCAGGAUUCCGAAAGGGUUACAGUACAGCGGAUUAUCUUCUUACAGUCACAAUUAUAAAGAAAGUCAAUGAAUAUCACUUGAACUUAUACCAUGGGCUUCGUUGAUUAUGAAAAGUCAUUUGACUCCAUAGAACUUUGGGCAUAUUUACAAGAAAGCGACAAUAAAAAUACAAAUAGAUGCGAAAACCAAAGCCAUACCAAUCAACAGAGGAGUUUGCCAGGGUGAUGUUAUCUCACCAAAGCUAUUCACACUUGGACUGGAAGACGUGUUCAAAGACAUUAAGUGGGCAGGUAAAGAAAUAA